AUGGGUGCCAAAGUUGACUUGCCUUCAGGUCAGGGUUCCUGGGUCUUUAAAAUCCACGGCCAAAUCUACGACUACUCCGGUCCUCUUCAUCUCGCCCCUAGGGCGCCGCGAUCGUACUGCCAGCUGUACAUUCUGGACACGGCACAAAUAGCCGCGGAGCGUCUCGGUCACCCUGCGAACUCGAAAUGUAAUUCCGACGUGAUGCGAUCGUUAAGUGCACUAAUACACCGUGUUAAUUCCUUCGCUCGAUCCUUCAAGAUGAUGGAUGAGGUGCUUAGGCCUGGCUUCAAUCCGAUUCAUCACGGAGGCCCAUUUACGCAGCAGUUCAUUGCCGACGCUUGGGUUAUGACGGAGCAGAACCGCUUCAACUACAUCCGCACUCAUCAAGCCGACCUUCGAGCGGAUACGUACCAGUCGAUACUCGACUUCAUCUCCUCUGACUAUGGUAGCAAUGGACCACCGGGCAAGCGAAUCAUCCUGCCAGCCAGGAUUAAAGGAAGUCCGCGCUCUAUGUUACAAGACUGCCAGGAAGCCAUGACCAUUGCAAAAUAUGGCAAGCCGGACUUCUUUAUAACGUUUACAUGUAACCCCAAAUGGCGGGAAAUUGAAGAGAGCCUUCAGCCAGGACAGACUGCCACCGACCGUCCUGACAUGAUUGCGAGAGUUUACAAGUGCAAGUUCGCCACCCUCAUGGAGCUACUUCUCACAAAACACGCCUUCGGCCGCGUCGUAAGUUACGUAUCAGUCUUCGAGUGGCAGAAGCGAGGAUUGCCACACACGCACUCCUUCUUAUCUUGGAUAACGACUUGA
Molecule: messenger RNA, 810 nt
Organism: Cylicocyclus nassatus
Lineage: Eukaryota; Metazoa; Nematoda; Chromadorea; Rhabditida; Strongylidae
Source: the annotation of a GenBank genome assembly